Messenger RNA from Besnoitia besnoiti, 2616 nucleotides. RefSeq names its product DNA polymerase epsilon subunit B protein. Gene Ontology annotation, biological process: error-prone translesion synthesis; DNA-templated DNA replication. Lineage: Eukaryota; Apicomplexa; Conoidasida; Eucoccidiorida; Sarcocystidae. The transcript is spliced from 12 exons. Gene Ontology annotation, cellular component: epsilon DNA polymerase complex. The record is from RefSeq and is a predicted model, not a curated record. Gene Ontology annotation, molecular function: DNA binding. The coding region runs from base 1 to 2616 and encodes 871 amino acids.
AUGGAAUCUCCGCCGGACGGCCGUGUCUCCGCCUCGUUCGAUGACGAGGGCCUCGAGUGGGAAGCCGAGGAAGGCGCGUCGGGUUCGUUCUCUUCUUCUGCCUCGGCGCCGGCCUCCGCCGCUGCGUCGGAAUUUCUCUCGUCUUCUCUCGCCUCCUCCUCUGCGCCCUAUUCGUCUCUGCCUGACUCUGCUUCUUCCUCCUCUUUCGCGGCGUCUUUCUCCGCGUCUUUUUCGGCCGAGCCUGAGCUGUUCCCCUGGGGGGAGCUCGCGCAGGCCUGCGCAGGCUGCGAGGCGCACCUGGCGGUGCUCGAGGCGCUGCGGCGGCGCUUCCCCGCCGCAGUUUGCGUCUCCACAGCUCUCUCCGCGUCCGUCGAGGGGGCGUCGGCCUUCCUGCUGAACUUUGCGGCGCUGCACUCGCUCACACUCUUCGCAGUCGGCGCCCACCCCAAGCAGGGCGGUCGCGAGGCACGCCGGAGGAACUGGCGAGACGAGCUGGAGCCGCUGCGCGAGGCGGGGGGAGGCGGCAAGUUUGGCAUCGAGGGCCUCCUCACCGACCGCGACGGGCGCACGCGCGCGCACGGCAGCAGAGACCGCCCCGCCGAGGUUCUCUACUCCUGGACGGCGCCCGAGGAGGCCGCGGAGUCGCUGGGCGGCGAGGAACCCGGCGAGCGGAGACAGGGCAGGCGCAGUCUGCCGCGUUUCUUCGCGCUGUCGGUCCCGCUGCCUCCAGCGGAGAUUCUGAUGGAAGCUGCGCUGCUGGCGCGGCGCCGCGAAGAGCGAAAAAACCGCGAAGAAGCCGCCAAGAAGCAGCUGCUGCAGUGGCGGGAGAAGAAGAUCUUCGUGCACAGCGCCAUGACCGACGUGCACGACUUUAGCUACGACACGACCAAACAGCGGUUCCAGACCACGCCGCUGAAGCCCCUCACGCUGGCGUCGCUGGCGCGGCUCUUCUGCGACAGCUCAGUCUUCGCCUCGAUGUACAACCGCCGCUACUACGUGCUGCAGCAGCGUUGUCUGCUGCACCCGCUGCUCACGCUUCACGGCCGCGAAGGCCCCAGGAGCGGCCGCAGCCUCCCCGCCUUCGCUCUCGGAGGCGAUGAGAAGCGGCAGGAAGACGAGAGCCUCAAGCGCGUGAUUUCGGAAGUCGACGGAGCCACGCGCCGCUCGGGUCAGCGGCAGCUGCUCAUCGGCGUCCUCGGCCGAGACGCGAACAAGGAGCUCGCGCUUCAGGGUCUCUUCAGCGACAUUCGAAUCAAAUUCGAGAAGGGGUUCGUUCCGCGUCCGGGUUUCUUUUUGGAGGGUCACGUGGUUUUGGCUGACGGCUGCUUCAGGAAGGACGACGAUUUUUUCCACAUUCUCGACUUGUCGCAUCCGCCGCGCUGCCCGGCCUCGGAUCGACUGGUGUUGGGGCGCCGCGCAGCUGCAGCUGCAGCUGCGCGCGCGGGCGCGAAGAGGCGGCGGUGGAACGGGUCGGGAUUGUCACUUGGAGAAUCGUGGGAGGGCGUGCCGUUCUUCGAGGACGCGGAGGACGAAGACGACGGCCUCAUUGCGCGGCAGCAGGCGAGCUCGAUGUUCGGGGGUCUCCUGGGUCUGAACGAGCUCGAGGCGCUGGAGGCCUGGCGAUGCGUCGAAGAGGAGCGCGAGGACGACCGCGAAGAUGGCGAAGAUCUGCGCGAGUUCCUCCCGCUGUUGGUUCCCGCCCUGCAGGCGAACGCCAGCGGAGAGAAGCAGCCGAGCGCGGAGAAGAAGCGCAGUUCGAAAAACGAGAGGAAGGAAUUCGUGCUGGACGUCGACCCCGAUGCCCCUGACCCCAUGGCCUGGGUCAUCAUUAGUGAAUGCCACUUCAACGACCCCCGAGACCUGCAGCUCCUCGACGCGAUGCUCUCCACUUUCGAGAGCGAAGGCGAGUAUCCGUCUGGCUUUGUCUUCUUGGGGAACUUCUCGGCCUCGUUCUCUGGAGGAGAGGACGCCUACAGCGCGGGCUUCAACGCGCUCUUCGAACUGCUCACCUCGCGAUACCCGUCUUUCGUUGCCAGGUGUCACUUCGUCUUCGUGCCGGGACCCGACGACCCUUCGUUCGCGCGCGAGAGCUUGCCGCGUCUACCUCUCACGCCCCCUUUCACAGCCGACUUCCAGCAGCGCCUUGAGCGCGUCGUGCCGGCAUGCAAGGGGAAGAUUUUUUUCACGACAAGCCCUUGCCGAAUUCGUCACUUCACUUCGUCCAUGGUUUUCUUCCGGCACGACGUCUUCAAGGCGCUCUCGCGAGAUGCUUUGUUCUCGGGCGGACGCAAAAAGGACACAGAGGAGCCGACGUCAGUUGACACGGACAUCGUUGACAUUCUAUAUAACACCAUAGUUGGUCAGGCGCAUCUCUGCCCGAUGACUGCCGACCACCGACUCACGAAGCACAGAGACCAGAGUCUAGGCCUCUUCCCCAUGCCUGACCUUGUUUUUCUCUGCGACAAAUCCGCACCCCCGGUGAACAAGAAAGACCCGAAAUUCCCUGAUGAAUUUAUUUUCGCCAACGCAGGUGCAUCGUUCAGAGAAACAAAGGCCUUUUUUAUUUAUGAAAUGGUGACGCACCAACUGACGAAGUACCUCGUACCUUCGAAAUGA